Messenger RNA from Pelobates cultripes (western spadefoot toad), 498 nucleotides. NCBI's taxonomy places the organism in Eukaryota, Metazoa, Chordata, Amphibia, Anura, Pelobatidae. The record is from the annotation of a GenBank genome assembly.
AUGGAACUGGGGAGAGACAGCAGUUUCCACGUCCUUUCAUCGGCGGAUCCACAGGUACGAUCUUCCCAUGAUCCCAGUCCAUCCCUGUCCAUACAGGAGGCAGGAGACAAGCCCACACAGACAACCCACAGUUCCAGAGCAAAGCACAAUGACAGACGCCACGUGCCAUCAACCCAUAUCCUGGCACGGCUGGAAUGCCCCUUCGAAGCCUUCUGGAAGAAAUUAGCACACAGGCUGAAGCAGGCUGAGACUCUCACAGCAGAUGAGUGCUUACCUGAGGUGCCAUCUCUUGGCUCCCGACACCGGCAAGCAAUCCCCAGACUGUGCUGGCAAACGGUGCCGGAGGCAGCGACAUUUCCCGCCUGCACACAAAUCUACUCGACUGUGUGGGGCCAAGAUUGGGACAAGGUCUCGAUCACACUAGCAGCCGGACAGCCACAACAGCUCAGGAUCACGCCAGAACGCAUACUCUUACUGAGGUACCAAGGAGAACCCUGA